Oryctolagus cuniculus (rabbit) is the source of this 3017-nucleotide messenger RNA. NCBI's taxonomy places the organism in Eukaryota, Metazoa, Chordata, Mammalia, Lagomorpha, Leporidae. The record is from RefSeq and is a predicted model, not a curated record.
GGGAAAAUUUGUUGCCUUGGAGAACAUCAGCUGCAAGAUUAAGUCGGGCUGUGAGGGGCACCUGCCGUGGCCCAACGGCAUCUGUACCAAGUGCCAGCCAAGCGCCAUCACGCUGAACAGACAGAAGUACAGGCACGUGGACAACAUCAUGUUUGAGAAUCACACUGUUGCCGACCGCUUUCUGGACUUCUGGAGAAAGAGGAACCAGCACUUUGGGUACUUGUACGGCCGGUACACGGAGCACAAGGACAUUCCCCUCGGCAUCAGGGCGGAAGUGGCUGCCAUCUAUGAGCCUCCUCAGAUCGGGACACAGAACAGCUUGGAGCUUCUUGAAGACCCAAAGGCAGACGUGGUUGAUGAAAUUGCUGCCAAGCUUGGCCUGAGGAAGGUCGGCUGGAUAUUUACAGACCUUGUCUCAGAAGAUACCCGGAAAGGCACGGUCCGGUACAGUCGAAAUAAGGACACCUACUUCCUGAGCUCUGAGGAGUGCAUCACCGCGGGCGAUUUCCAGAACAAGCAUCCCAACAUAUGCCGCCUCUCUCCAGACGGACACUUCGGAUCCAAGUUUGUCACUGCGGUGGCUACAGGUGGUCCCGAUAACCAGGUCCACUUCGAAGGCUACCAGGUGUCCAAUCAGUGCAUGGCGCUGGUCCGCGACGAGUGCCUGCUGCCCUGCAAGGACGCCCCUGAGCUCGGCUACGCCAAGGAGUCCAGCAGCGAGCAGUACGUGCCUGACGUGUUCUACAAGGACAUAGACAAGUUCGGCAAUGAGAUCACCCAGCUGGCCCGGCCCCUGCCGGUGGAGUACCUGAUCAUCGACAUCACGACAACUUUCCCCAAGGAUCCAGUUUACACUUUUUCUAUCUCGCAAAAUCCAUUUCCUAUUGAAAACCGGGAUGUGCUGGGUGAGACACAGGACUUCCAUAGUUUGGCUGCCUACUUGUCCCAGAAUACCUCGUCCAUGUUCCUGGAUACCGUCUCCGACUUCCACCUGCUGCUGUUUCUGGUCACCAAUGAAGUCAUGCCCCUGCAGGACAGCAUCAGCCUGCUGCUGGAGGCUGUGAGGACCAGGAACGAGGAGCUGGCACAGACGUGGAAGAAGUCGGAACAGUGGGCCACCAUCGAGCAGCUGUGCAGCACAGUCGGCGUGCAGCUCCCCGGACUUCAUGAGUACGGGGCCGUCGGGGGCUCUGUGCACGCCGCUCCGGCCGCCAUGUGGGCCUGCCAGCACUGCACCUUCAUGAACCCGCCGGGCACCGGCCACUGCGAGAUGUGCAGCCUCCCCAGGGCCUAGUCCGACCAGCAGGAGACGCAGGGCCUGCAGCCUGGGGCUUCCGGUCCCCGAAGCUUCUCCGCACUGCUCUUCUGGAGAGGGCGCCAGUGGGUUCUGUGGCCCAACGUGACCUCCCAGCUGGAACUGCCGCCGCCCGCUAGGAGCACCUGUGCAGCCUGGCCUGGCUCACAGCGCUGCGGCGUGAAGGCCGGUGCCUCCAGACCGCCACCCGGACCUGGGGGCACGGAGGGGGCUGCUGCCACCCGGCUUUCUUCACCCAAACUUUCUGAUGCUUUCUCUUCUCCGUCCCCCACCCCAGUUUUUGGUUGGGAGCUCCCGGCUGGCUGUCUCCUGCUGCUCUAGGGCACAAGCUGGCCUGGGAGGCCACGCCUCCGCAGUGGCCGCUGUGUAGACGCAGGAGCAGGCCUGCGGCCGACUUGCUGCCUCCUGUCACUCGACUCUCAGGUGGGGUGGUGACGCCUGCAUUGUUGUAAUAAGAGAUGUCUGCAAUUCCUGCCGGAAGACUUUAUUUAUUUCCCUAGGGUGAACCUGACAAGGCGGGGGAAGCCUGGUCUGUGCUGCUCCCCUCCAGUGAGGCCCUGGGGGGCGGGUUCCUGGCAGGGGAGGGGACGGGGCCGCUGGUUCCCUCUGAAGUAACCUCAGUGCCUGAGACUUGGACCGAGCCACAGGGCCGGCGGCUGUCACCGUCCCCGCGGUGGGGACAGGGUGAUGAGGGCCGCUCUGGGCCUCCUACCACGCCUCCGCUGGCCCUGGCCCAGUGGUGUGGCCUCUGACAGCUGGUCGUGUGCCGAGUGCAGGGCCAGGCCAUCACGUGCGUGCGCUGUGCUGUCCGGGUCUCCUCUGCAGCUGGACCCUGCUCGGUCCUCCCCGCCAGGGAGCCGUGGUGUCUCCUCGCCUCUUUGCCUUAACGACCUACGGAGAGGCUGGCCCAGCUACAGACACACAGGAGCCUCCCUCGUCCUGGGCACUGUGGACGGGGGCGCUGGCCGUGUGAACACCCAGGGGCAGCCCCACAGCGCGUCUGCGCACGUUGGUCUGGUCGCUGCAGACGGUCCUGGGGGCUGGGGGAGGAGGGCAGUCCAGCUAAGUAGGCUCUGCCCAGGCACCAGCCGUGCCGGGAGCCAGUACCCAGGCUGCCCCUGCUGUCGCCUCGUCUCCUGUCCCUGAAGUCAGCCGUGAGGCCGCGUGGCUGGGGCUCCCUCUGCCUGUGCGCCGACACCGUGCCCCCCUGGGCAGGCUCCGGACAGCAGGACUCGAGUCCUCGCUGCCCAUGCGCCCUCCGUGUGCCGUCCUUCACCAAACCACUUUGCUCUCCUCACCCCGUUUCCACAUAGCUCAUGUUUGCUUUUGUUUUUAGCUAAAGAAAAGUGGACUUCUGCUUCUGGUUCUGCCGUCUGUUCAGUGACGAUGGACGCCAUGCGGAGAGAGCCAGCGCUCCGUCACGGGCUGGCCUGCCGAGGAGGGGCAGCCCCCACUCGUCACUCGCCCCUGUGUGGACACAGCUUUGUGCCACCGGGGACAGCAUGCAGGAGAGGCGACGAGUGGACGCCUGUCCAGUUGGCACAGCGGCCGCCCUGGUCCCCUCUGGUGUUGGGGGGCCGGCCAGGCUGCCCCUGGGGCCCAGGUGCUCCCGCUUGUCGCCUCGUGGGGCUCACAGGUGUGUGGGGUUGACUAGCGCGGCCUCGGCCCUGCAGUGGAGCCUAAUAAAAGCGCCUGAAGCACU